Molecule: messenger RNA, 1074 nt
Organism: Halteromyces radiatus
Lineage: Eukaryota; Fungi; Mucoromycota; Mucoromycetes; Mucorales; Cunninghamellaceae
Exons: 2
Coding region: 1-1074 (357 amino acids)
Source: RefSeq, a predicted model, not a curated record
AUGCAUUUUACCCUUGCUUCUAUUUCCGCUGCGCUGUUGGCAUCCGUUGCCAUGGCUGCCCCUACUCAAAGUAAUACCGAAAAUGAAUUGGCUACUGUUCAUGCCACUUCCUAUCCUUUGGAUUACAACAUCAAGUUCCAAACGUUCAACUGGGCCACUAAAGAUGGUCAAACUAGUGUCGAUCGAUCAUUCUCUUUAGAUUUGAAUGAACCUGCUGCUUUUCAAAUCACUGAUUACAAGUUAGGUGGUGAUAUGUAUGAAAUUUCCGAUAAUGGAAAAAUCAUUGGUAUGACUAGUCCUACCAAUGCAUCUGCUUCUGUUUUUGCAGAAACUCCCGAAGAAGCUGUUGCUGAUAAACGAUUUAGUCGUGGUGAGUUCAAUCUUGCUAAGGGUCAUCAUGACAUCACCAUCAACGUUGUCAAGUCUCCAUACGGUGUUGGUUCCGGUGCUGUUCGCGUUGUUAAGAAAUUACAAGCCUUAUACGGCAAACAUCAUGAUGAUGAUCACAAACACCACAAACACGACGAUGAUGAUCACAAACACCACAAACACGACGAUGAUGAUGAUGAUGAUGACGAUGACGACGAUGAUGAUGACGAUGACGACGAUGACGAUGACGAUGAUUGGAAAAAAAAGAAAGGAAAGAAGGUAAUAUAUGUUUAUCAUACUGUUCCUUGUGAUUGCAACCCCCCAGCAGCCCCUGCACCUGAACCAGAGGCAGAACCAGAACCAGAAACUCCAGAGGAUGAAGAGCCUGAAAGACCUGAAAGACCUGAAACAACAGAGAAUACACAAACACCAGAUCACAGACUUCUUGCACCUCAUACCUCUACAUACCGAAAAGAAAAACUCAAGGAAAUUCUUAUUGAUAUCGUCAGUGACAUGAAACAUAAGAAAAAUAAUAUCAAGAAAGAUAUGAUGUCUGCUUACAAAGAUAGUAAUAAGAAGAUGAAUAAGAAAAAGGAACACUUAAAGGAAGAUAUCAAGGACGAAAUGCGCUCUAUGAUUAGUGACAAAGCUUCAGCAAAGGAUGCCAAACUCGGUCCUCAUGCUCGACGGGUGGUGAAGGCUUAA